Molecule: messenger RNA, 1113 nt
Organism: Diaporthe amygdali
Lineage: Eukaryota; Fungi; Ascomycota; Sordariomycetes; Diaporthales; Diaporthaceae
Product: pre-60s factor
Exons: 3
Coding region: 1-1113 (370 amino acids)
Biological process (GO): ribosomal large subunit biogenesis
Cellular component (GO): preribosome, large subunit precursor
Source: RefSeq, a predicted model, not a curated record
AUGACGGCAAGUACGGACCUGAUGGGUGCUUCCGUAGUAGAGGCACCAUCCACAGGAAAGGGCAAGGCCACUGCAUCACAGAAGUCGCUUCCAAAUAGCCCAGAGGUUCCCACCGAAGAAGACAAAGACGACGUGGAAGCUUCAGAUAUCGACGAGACCACGCUCCAGGAGUCAAAAAGUGAGCCCGAAGGACCGACCUUCACCUCAACAAAAUGCCUGUUCUGCAACACCGCCUCUCCAGACUUCGAGUCCAAUCUGUCCCACAUGAGCAAGAAGCACUCCUUCUUCAUCCCCUCAGCCAUAGACAACAACUCCCUCACGCUCGCGGUCGACCUGGAGACCCUGGUGCAGUACAUGCACCUCGUGAUAUCGACCUACCACGAGUGUCUCUUCUGCCACACGCAGAGACAGAGCGCGCACGCCGUGCAGCAGCACAUGAUGGGCAAGGGCCACUGUCGAGUCGAUCUGGAGGACGAUGAGAGCGAGUUCCGGGACUUUUACGAGGACCUCGGGGACGGAAGCGAUGGCAGCUCCACCGAGGACGGGCUUGGCUCCGAGGACGAGGUGGAAGCAGCACCGGCAUCGAGCAGGGGGACGAGUGGUGCGCCCCUGAGGCUGAGGGAUAAAAGCCUCCUCCUUUCCUCGGGCAAGCUCCUCUCCCAUCGCUCAGCGCAGCUUCCGAAAUACCACCGCCCUCUCUCCGAGACGCCAAAGCCCACCCGCCGUGGCGCGGACCAGGCCCUUCUGGGAUCGGAUCCACUGUCCAAUUUCACACAAUCGGCUGCACCCAACGAAGACGGCAUCGACCCAUCGGUGUCCCCAGCGGAGCCCUCUGCGGACACAAGCCGGGCCCUGACCCGUCUGGAGCGCCGCGCAGAGACCAACAGCCGCUCGACGCUCUCGGUCGCGCUGGCAAAGAUGUCGCUCAACGACCGCACCGCCCUGGCGCACCUGCCGCCAGCAGAGCAGCGGGCCUUCGUGGUGCGACAGUUCAAGCAGCAGGAUAAGGCGCGGCAGCAGUCGCGCAGUUAUUGGAGCAGAAUGGAACGCAAGAAUAACAGCGUGCUGAUGAAGCACUUCGUUUCGGAUGUGCCGGGCCCGAAGUUGGGCUGA